This is a messenger RNA of Staurois parvus, 346 nucleotides long. The record is from the annotation of a GenBank genome assembly. NCBI's taxonomy places the organism in Eukaryota, Metazoa, Chordata, Amphibia, Anura, Ranidae.
CUAGGCAUGCAGACUACUUCUACAAACAUUUGUGAAAGAAUGGGUCGCUCUCAGGAGCUCAGUGAUAUCAAGAGUGGUACCGUGAUAGGUUGCCACCUGUGCAAUAAAUCCAUCUGUGAAAUUUCCUUGUUACUAAAUACUCCGCAUUCAACUGUUAGUGGUAUUAUAACAAUAUGGAAGGAACUGGGAACAACAGCAACUCAGCCACCAAUGGACUAUAGAGCAGUGGAGACAAGUUCUCUGGAGUGACAAAUCACACUUCUCUGUCUGGCAAUCUGGUGGAUGUGUCUGGGUUUGGAGGUUGCCAGGAGAACAUUAAUGCCUGGCUGCAUUGUGCCAAGUGUAA